GAGUCCUGCUUGGAAUUCGAGAGACUGGUGACGGCACAAUGCGAAGCCUUAAUACAAGCAAUACACGACCGCCGUGAAUAUCUACUCGAGGCCAUACGCAUGGAUAAGGAUACGAAAAUCAGAAUAUUAAAGGAUCAGCAAUCAAAUUGCACGGGCAAGUUGCAACAAACCACUGGACUAAUACAAUUCUGUAUUGAAGCGCUAAAAGAGACAGACAGUGCUGCUUUUUUACAAGUCGGCUCUAUGUUGAUUAAUCGUGUUGCCAAUACGGACAUGACCUGGCAUCAGGAGGUGACAAAUGCCGCUCCACGUGUUUCGCCAAUUGUCGACUUGACGCUCGACGAUGCUGCGCUGGUGCGGGCCAUAGAUAAUUUGAAUUUUAUGCAGAUGAAAGCCGUCAAAGAUGGAGAAGAGAGAUUACCAGCAGGUGAGAUGUUAUUACCCGUAACCACAACGUUAAAAACAAAUGAAACAACAGCAACUGCAUCUAGCACAAAAAAUGAAAACACUCCAAUAACAACAACCAUGCCAACAAAAUUCAUGCGUACCGCAACAACACUACCAAAAUCCAUUUCGUCCAGAUUUCAUAACAAACCCAACUUCAUGAACCUAACCAAUAAUGCCAUCAACACAUCCGCCAAAAAAACCUUCACCACCAACACCAAUGCCAACAAGAUUAACAUUACCUCCACCUCCACAACAUCAUCAACAACAUCGACAUCGACAUCUUCAUCUUCAUCACCGUCACUGUCACCAACGUUAUCACUACCAUCACUAACAUUAUUGUCGACACUCUAUCCAACGAUGAUAACAACGAAAACACCUUUAGCACCAACAAUUGUUCCAGAGGAUUGCUCAGCGGAAAAUAAUUCAGUUACAGUGGCGUGGCAAGCACCGGCUCAUUCCUUCGUCGAUGGUUAUGUAUUGGAGUUGGACGAUGGCAGUGGUGGCGAGUUUAGGGAGGUCUAUUGCGGCAAGGAAACAAUUUGCACCGUCGACGGUCUCCACUUCAAUUCAAUGUACAACGCGCGCGUAAAGGCCUUCAACAAUGCCGGCGAGGGUGAAUACUCGGAGCUCAUUGGAUUACAAACAGCGGAAGUUGCCUGGUUCACAUUCGAUCCGAUUCUGAGCGGCGGCGCCGGCUCUGGCCUCGUCUUCAGCAACAACAAUGCCACAGUGUCGGUGGAGGGUUGGGAGCACCGCGUCGCUUUGGGUUCGGUGGGCUUCUCGCGCGGCAUCCACUAUUGGGAAUUCACCGUCGACAAGUACACCAUGGACACGGACCCGGCAUUCGGUGUGGCGCGCAUCGAUGUCAAUCGCAACAAAAUGUUAGGCAAAGAUGAAAAAUCCUUUGCCAUGUACAUUGACGGCCAACGUUCGUGGUUCCAACAUAAUUCCGUGCAUGAGCGACGCGUUGAAGGUGGCAUCACCACCGGCAGCACCAUCGGUGUGCUACUCGAUCUGGAGCGACACACUUUAAGCUUCCUGGUUAAUGAAAUGCCACAGGGCUCCGUUGCAUUCCGAGAUUUGUACGGCGUUUUCUACCCGGCCGUAAGCAUUAAUCGUGGCGUUACACUCACCUUACACACCGCUUUGGACGCGCCCAAAAUGGAUUACUUCUGAGUAAGAAUGAAUAAGAGUCGAUGCAAACAGCAGCGUGAGUGAGAAGGUGGGGUGAAGAGUGCGUAGUGCGAGAGAGAGAGGGAGAUAGAGGGCGAAGGGGAAGAAGACUAGAAUGCAUGAGAGUAUUCUUCUCGUCUCUGUGUAUAUAUUUUCAUUAUAAAUAUCACGUAUUUAGGGUUAACAAUAUUUAUUAUAAAUUGCAUUUAUGUUAGAAUUACGUAGAGGCGUCUACUUAUACUUAGACAUUGGCAUAACUUUUAACGUAAGAUUAGUUGUACUCGUAUUAAAUUAAUUUUAAGUAGCAUAAAUGGGUCGUAGGCACAUAUCUUAAGCAUUUAAAAUGGAGUAACCGAGAAAAAAUGUCGAGCAGCAAUUUAAAAUAUAUAUGUAUAUAGAAAAAAAACACGGCUUCCGUAAAAUGGAUGGUAAUAGAUUUGAGUAAAAAAAAAAAACAAAAACCAAAUGCCGCAUAUAAAUGUUGAUUGCUAAUUUCUAACUGUUAAGUGUGCGUAAGUAAAUCUAAGAAAUUGAAUUGAGUAGAACUUCUUAAAAUUGCAGUAAUCAUAAGUCGAAUCGCUGCACAAUGGAUACAACUUAAACAGAAAUCAGACAAAAAAAAAACAAAUGCCUAAAGAAUUAGCAGCAACAAUUAAAAAAAUUAAAUGCAAAGUAUUUCUAUAGAUCAAAGAUAAAUUGCCUCAAUCCAAUUCUUGAAAACUCAUAAAUGGAUCCAGGCAAUAAAUGUAUAUACAUACGUAGUAUGCACCACUUCCGUAAAAAAAAAACUAUACCAAAAAUUGAAGGCAAAGCUAAACUAAAUACAUGAUUACUUAUAUUACGUAACGCGUGGAGUGUGACCAGAUACGAAAUACCACGUACAAUGAAGUAUUUAUCAUAAAAGUUUAUGUAGGAGAAGGAAAAAAAAAAAUGUUGUGUAACUGCCAAUCAAAAACUAUUUAUCUAUAGAUAUUAAGGACAAAACUCAAAAACGUACUAAACUACUCGAAGUGGAUGGUCGUUGUGAUGUCUUUAUUGGUGAACAUAUGUCUCUACACAGAAUUUUAAAAUUUAGUUUAAAGAAAUACGAUUAUGUUCUACUAAUUCCAUUUCAAUUACGCAAUUAUUUUUAAUUGAGUAAUCAGUCUCAUUCACAUUCAUAUAGCUUGCUCACUUAGCAGAAGGCUAUCAGUGGUUUUUAAUUGUUUCUAUUUAUUAUGACGACUACACACGAGGCAACCGUUGAAGCAACUAGGGCAUGUCGCUUCGACCGUUGCGUCGUGUGUAGCAUUGUGACUCAUAGAAAUGCGUGUUGCCGCAACCGUCGCCCGAAAAUCAAGUGAUUUUGAUAUUUUAUGUUAGUUGCCGAAUUGGUUGCCUCGUGUGUAUCGUUAUGUAUAGAUUUUAUUGGCUUAGUUCAUUGAAAACAAGCGAACUGAAGAAGUGUCUUUGUAGAAACAAAAUUUUCUUCCGCAUAUACAUUUCAUAACAGAGCACACACUACUGAGUUUGCCGUUAUGGUUGCCUCGUGUGUAUUGAACAAGAAAAACACGUUGCUUCAACGUGCCUCGUGUGUAGUCAGCAUUACACAUCGCAACAAAUUUCAUUCGAUUAAGCUGGUCAAAUG
Molecule: messenger RNA, 3247 nt
Organism: Rhagoletis zephyria (snowberry fruit fly)
Lineage: Eukaryota; Metazoa; Arthropoda; Insecta; Diptera; Tephritidae
Product: E3 ubiquitin-protein ligase TRIM9-like
Biological process (GO): axon guidance
Cellular component (GO): neuron projection
Molecular function (GO): protein binding
Source: RefSeq, a predicted model, not a curated record